Pogonomyrmex barbatus (red harvester ant) is the source of this 525-nucleotide messenger RNA. RefSeq lists its product as uncharacterized. The record is from RefSeq and is a predicted model, not a curated record. Lineage: Eukaryota; Metazoa; Arthropoda; Insecta; Hymenoptera; Formicidae.
AUGAUCGCUCAAUACGUGGGCCGGAGCCAGAAGACGUGGGAUGAGCACAUCACCGCCCUCCAAUACGCCUUCAAUACGGCCUGGAGCGAGGCCACGGGACACACUCCUGCCUACCUCAACCAUGGCAGAGAGCUCGCUCGACCUCAUCCGGAGGACCGACAACACCUGGCAAACCCACUGACCCCCGAGACAACGCACCGACGGUUGCAAGAGGCCUACGACCUCGUAAGGGUGAACUUGGCACGGGCCUUCCAACGCCAAGAACGACAUUACAACCUGCGUCGUCGGGAAUGGAAGCCCAAGGUCGGGGACUUGGUAUGGAAGAGAAACCACGUCCUGUCCGACAAGGCUAAGGCGUUCAACGCCAAGCUGGCCCCAAAAUUUGUGGGACCCUUGGAAGUCCGGAGGAUAAUCUCGCCGGUCGUCGUCGACCUACGGGACACCCGCGGACGCUGGCACCGCCAGGUCCACGUACAGGACCUGAAGGCGCACCCGGCCCCAAUGCGCCAGGGAAACACCGACUAG